GGGUGACUGGGGAACAGGUCCAUGGGGGAGGUGGUGCUACAUAGCUAUCGCCACGACUGUAGCUGCUUGUACUGCCUCCGCAUCAGAGGGUCCGGAGGCGGAUGUCGUGGCUGGUGUAUUACGGGGGAGUCCGGCAUGUCGGCAGCGCCUCAUAGUGACCGGCCCGUCACGGGGAGGAGGAAGACAGGCGCGGCGUGCCGUCACCUCGGGGCGGCGCGUCACGUGUUGUUGUUGCUAAGAAGAUCAAGCGUCGCCUCACACUUUCCCAUGACCUCAUAACGCCGCGCCGCGACCUUUGUCCGCGUGCCUGCCCGCCGGAGGGGGCGGCGCGUCGCGCCCCGCCGUGCCCUCCACGGGGCCAUAUAAAGCUGCUCGCCGCGCCCCUCCACCACACUCUCCCUCCACCCUCGCCAGCGCCUCCUCCUCCUCCUCAGCUCUUCCUACGGCCUGUCCUCCUCCUCCUGCGUCAUGAAGUGUGCCGUGAGUCGCUCUGUGCCGCGCCGCCGAGACAGAGAUAGAGAUGGAUAGGUGUAAAAAGCUAGAUAGCUGAGAGAGACGCCCGGGGGUGCCUCAGGGGCCUGACGCCCAGCCACCCGGGGCCGCUAACGACCCUUCGCUCCCUCCGCAGGUGAUGGCGCUGCUGGUGGUGGUGGCGGCGGUGACGCUGGGGGCGGCACGCCCCUCCGACACAGUGUUCAGCUACGAGGGCGAGGACCACGAGCACACCCAGAAGGGCGAGACCGGCAAGAAGGUGGAGGGCUCCUACAGCUGGACGUCGCCGGAGGGCUACGAGUACUACGUCAAGUACGUGGCGGACGAGUACGGCUACCGCGUGGUGGACUCCAACGCGCUGCCCGUCAGCUCCUGGGGCGCCGUGCCCGACGGCAACCAGGUCAACUACGACGCCGACCACGCCGACGCCGCCGCGCACUGACCCCCGCCCGCGACGACCCACGACCCGACCAGCCCCGCCCCGACCCUCGACGACCCACGCCCCGUCACGCCCUGCGAUGAUGCUUCCUACCGACGCCUGCACGACCCGUGGCCUCGGCAGCAGCCUGGCCCCGGAUGCCGCCCCGUCCUCGUGUCCUCGUCGCCCGGUGCUAACGUGCCAGGCGUCCCGAGCUGUCUCUCGUGUCCUCGUGCCUCCCCUACAUGUACACGGCGCUGAGUCCAGGCCCUUCUGUGUCCCGCGGGCUGAGUGUUGGCCUGGCCCAGCGCCCUGUGUCCCCGCGGCCCGGCACACAGACUGGCCGCCGCUGUGUCCUUGUCUACAGUACAAACACGACCUGGUCCGUGCCCCUUCGUGCCCUGGUGUUCCGCGCGGCGCUAGGCCACGCACCGCACCCAAUAAACACUGCAGCAAUACCCGUGUCUGUGUACCCUCCUCUGCCCGCCCUCCAUCCCUCUCUCAAGCUCAAGUUCAAUCCUCUGCCUCAAGCUG
Messenger RNA from Eriocheir sinensis (Chinese mitten crab), 1444 nucleotides. Its product is annotated as cuticular protein 47Eg-like. The transcript has 2 exons. The record is from RefSeq and is a predicted model, not a curated record. The coding region runs from base 632 to 934 and encodes 100 amino acids. Lineage: Eukaryota; Metazoa; Arthropoda; Malacostraca; Decapoda; Varunidae.